GGUCGAAAGCUUUCCACGGUUCACCUGCGAGCGAAUGGAUAAUGUAACCGUUUCUCUCACUCACUUCCCUCAAUAAGUCUUCCGGAAUGAGCUUAGCUUCCCUUUCCUCGUCGCCGUGUUUCAGGUGCCGAGCUUACACAUUCUCUUUCUCUCCUUCGCCUCUCCGUUUAUAUUUCCCGCGCGGUGACAAAAAGCCUCGAGUUCGCUCCUUGCGAGCGGAAUCGGACGGCGCUAGAACCGGUAACACGCAGUCGUACGGCUCAGAAUUGCUUCGUGAGGAAGAGGAAAGCUCCGAAGAGUUUGUGGAUUGGGAAGAUAAAAUUCUUGAGGUUACUGUUCCUCUUGUUGGCUUCGUCAGGAUGAUUCUCCACUCCGGAAAAUAUGCAAAUCGAGAUAGACUAAGCCCAGAGCACGAGAGAACUGUUGUUGAGAUGCUGCUUCCUUAUCACCCUGAAGUUGACAAGAAAAUCGGAUGUGGAAUAGACUACAUCAUGGUUGGGCAUCAUCCAGAAUUUGAGAACUCUCGAUGUUUGUUUAUAGUUCAGAAAGAUGGACAAGUAGUUGACUUCUCGUAUUGGAAAUGCAUAAAAGGUUUGAUAAAGCAGAAGUAUCCUCUGUAUGCAGACAGUUUCAUCCUCCGACAUUUUCGUAAACGUAGGCAACUCAGAUGAAGAAAGGCUUAUUGUAGAUUCUCAAACUCAACAGCCCUCUGAGAUCCUCGUCUCCCAACUACAUCAUAUAAAGUUUUUCUCAAGUCAGAAGAUCCAUUCCCAUAUUUUUUUCUUCUUUUGAGUUGGAAUUAUGGAUGGAAUUUUUUAGAAGAUAUGGUUUUUGCAGGAGAUGAGCAAUUAGCCCAUCAGGAUUUAAAUGUUUUAUGUGUCUACAAACUUUGAAUGACGAUGAGAACUUUUACAAUGAACUUAUAUGUUCAAGAGGUCGAGAAAAAAAAUAACACUUUUGUGUAGGGUUUAAAUAUUCAGAUAAGAGUUUUGUUUUCAUCUCACU
Molecule: messenger RNA, 1005 nt
Organism: Raphanus sativus (radish)
Lineage: Eukaryota; Viridiplantae; Streptophyta; Magnoliopsida; Brassicales; Brassicaceae
Product: protein DCL homolog, chloroplastic
Exons: 3
Coding region: 87-671 (194 amino acids)
Biological process (GO): chloroplast organization; chloroplast rRNA processing
Cellular component (GO): chloroplast
Source: RefSeq, a predicted model, not a curated record